Messenger RNA from Colius striatus (speckled mousebird), 1664 nucleotides. It is a transcript of the gene FOXD3, whose product is annotated as forkhead box D3. The record is from RefSeq and is a predicted model, not a curated record. Gene Ontology annotation, biological process: anatomical structure morphogenesis; cell differentiation; regulation of transcription by RNA polymerase II. Gene Ontology annotation, molecular function: DNA-binding transcription factor activity, RNA polymerase II-specific; RNA polymerase II cis-regulatory region sequence-specific DNA binding. Bases 80 to 1294 code for a protein of 404 amino acids. NCBI's taxonomy places the organism in Eukaryota, Metazoa, Chordata, Aves, Coliiformes, Coliidae. The transcript has a single exon.
GGGGGGCGCGGGGGGAGCCCGCCUUGCCGCCGGGUGCGGGCGGGAGGCCCCGCCGCCGCGCCCCGUCCGCCGAGCGGGGAUGACCCUGUCGGGCGGAGGCAGCGCCAGCGACAUGUCCGGCCCCACCGUCCCGGCGGCCGAGGAUGUGGAUAUCGACGUGGUGGGCGAGGGCGACGACGGGCUGUGCAAGGACAGCGACGGCGAGGCCGGCAGCCCCGUCCCCCUGCCGCGCCUGCCGCUGGACGAGGCGACGGAGCUGGCGCUGCCCUCGGAGGCGGGCGCGGGCGCGGAGAGCGGCGGCAGCAGCGGCAGCGGCAGCCCGGCCGAGGUGGUCCCCGGCGGCGCGGCCGAAGGCGGCAAGGGGGGCGGUGAGGAGGGGGCGAGCGGCGGAGGGGCGGCGGCGGCGGGGCAGAGCAAGCCCAAGAGCAGUCUGGUGAAGCCGCCCUACUCCUACAUCGCCCUGAUCACCAUGGCCAUCCUGCAGAGCCCGCAGAAGAAGCUGACGCUCAGCGGCAUCUGCGAGUUCAUCAGCAACCGCUUCCCCUACUACCGGGAGAAGUUCCCCGCCUGGCAGAACAGCAUCCGCCACAACCUCUCCCUCAACGACUGCUUCGUCAAGAUCCCCCGGGAGCCCGGCAACCCGGGCAAGGGCAACUACUGGACGCUGGACCCGCAGUCCGAGGACAUGUUCGACAACGGCAGCUUCCUCCGCCGCAGGAAGCGCUUCAAGCGGCACCAGCAGGAGCACCUGCGGGACCAGACGGCGCUGAUGAUGCAGGGCUUCGGCGCCUACGGCCUCGCCGGCCCCUACGGCCGCCCCUACGGGCUGCAUCCCGGCGCCUACACGCACCCCGCCGCCGCCGCCGCCGCGCUGCAGUACCCCUACAUCCCCCCGGUGGGGCCCAUGCUGCCGCCGGCCGUGCCGCUGCUGCCGUCCAGCGAGCUCAGCCGCAAAGCCUUCAACUCCCAGCUCAGCCCCAGCCUCCAACUGCAGCUCAACAGCCUGGGCGCCGCCGGCUCCAUCGUCAAGUCGGAGCCCAGCAGCCGCCCAUCCUUCAGCAUCGAGAACAUCAUCGGCGUCCCGGCCGCCAGCUCGGCCGCCAGCGCCCAGACUUUCCUGCGGCCGCCCGUCACCGUGCAGUCGGCCCUGAUGGCCCACCAGCCGCUGGCGCUGGCCAGGACCACCGCCGCCAUAGCCCCCAUCCUCAGCGUGCCUACCAACAUCAUCGCGGGGCAGUUCCUGCAGCCCGCCGCGCCUGCCGCCGCCGUGCAGGCCAAGUGGCCGGCGCAGUAGCCCCGGGCAGUAGCCCCCGGGGGGGGUUCCGCAGCCCUGCCGCCGCCGGCCGCCCCCUCGGUGUGGGGGAUCCCGGGCUGCAGCGGGCAGCGCCGCUUGUACAUAUUUGUAUCAAAAAUCACUGACGUUGCUUUCGGGGGUUUUUAUUUUUCUAAAGAGGCGAAAUGACGGUCGUGAUUAGGAGCUGCGAACUUUCACUUUUUUUGAAGGUUCCGGCGCUCCGAGCGGUUUUAUCCGAAAUAAACGAACAAAUGAGGAAAAAGAAAAGAGUAUUUAAAAAUUCCCAAAAUAAGCGGGGGGAGAUUUUAAAUAUUAAACGAACGAACAAAAGAGAAAAAAAAAAAAAAACAAAAAAGAAUUUUGGAGAAAA